Messenger RNA from Penicillium riverlandense, 261 nucleotides. RefSeq lists its product as uncharacterized. Lineage: Eukaryota; Fungi; Ascomycota; Eurotiomycetes; Eurotiales; Aspergillaceae. The record is from RefSeq and is a predicted model, not a curated record. The transcript is spliced from 2 exons. Bases 1 to 261 code for a protein of 86 amino acids.
AUGGACUCGGCAGAGGCUGAAACACCGACCCGGCAACAGGGUAGCAACAAACGCUACGGCGAGAAGAAAGACACGAAAAGCGAAGCUCGGGCUUUCGCUGCGUGGGCUACUGUUCCUUUCACCAAUACCUUCGCUAUCAUGAACAUGGUAAACUCGAAGCGCAACACUCACGACUGCAAGGCUCGCAGCGCCGCUCAGAGCAGGGCACAGCACCCAGCCGCCGGCCGCCGGUCUCCGGGGAGUGGCGUUAAGAACGUCUAA